CCUGUAAAAACACAACCGCAGAAAAGUCUCUCGGCAGUGGGUGAACGGAGCCGUUUCACAGCUAUCAUGUGAUCUGAUGGACACCUCGAGGCCUUAGACUGCGCCUGAAACACACACACACACACACACACACAGAAUGAAAAUGCUGGCUCUGCUGUGCUUCUGCUGGGUUUCUUUACUCGGUGUCUCCGGGUUCAAUGUGUUGAGCUGUAGAAACUCGUCGGUCACAUUAAACGUGGUUCUGCUGGAGGACGAAAACUCGCCCUGGAGCCUGAAGUUCGUGAAGGAUGUGGUGGAAACGGCGGUGGAGGACCAAAACAACAAGAACCACGCUGAAGGUCUGGACUUCCACAUUAAGGUUCUGUUCAGCGGCUUCAACACCACUCAUUACCGGCGCCGGGGCUGUGGCAGCAGUACAUGUGAAGCGGUGGAGAUCCUCAAAUCUCUGCACAACAACAGUGAGCUGGGCUGUGUGAUGCUGGGGCCGUCCUGCACAUACGCCACCUUUCAGCUGGUGGAUCAGGAGGUGGGUCUGACUCUGACCAUCCCCAUCAUCUCGGCGGGCAGUUUCGGUCUGUCCUGCGACUAUAAGCAGAAGCUCACCCGUCUGCUUCCUCCGGCGCGCAAAAUCGCAGAGUUCUUCUUCCACUUCUGGCACACGUCUGUCAAGAAUCUGAAGCCGGCGUGGAAAACUGCCUAUGUGUAUAAAAAAGACAACUACACAGAGGAAUGCUUCUGGUACAUCAAUGCUCUGGAGGCUCCGUCUGCUCUCUUCUCCUCCAACAUUUCCAGAGAGAUGCUGAGGAGUGAGUCUGAGCUGUCGACAGCGCUGAAGAGAAAAGACCGACACAGCAACAUUAUCGUCAUGUGUGGGACUCCAGAUGACAUUUACACCAUUAAGAAAAACAACACAGUUCCUUCUCAGGUGGUGUUCAUCCUGAUCGACCUGUACAAUGAGGGUUACCGCACCAAUGAGUCCAGCCCUGCACACAUGAGGAACGUGCUGGUGCUGACCAUGCACAGCUUCAGGAACUACUCCAGCAACAGUGUCUGGAGGAACAACACUACGGUUAGUAUUGGUGGAUAUUAUAAACUAGACAGCAGUGGAGAUCGAGAUCUCAAUCUGUCUGUGGUUUACACAACCGGCUCAUACAAGUACCGGACGCUGUUUUCUUUCGACACGUCUCAAAACAGGACGAAGGUCAAAGACAGCAGUCCGGAUCUGCCCUGGGACCGAUCGCAGCUGCCCCGCGAUAAACACACCGGGAUGGAGAUUCAGGAGAUCAUGAUGAUUGUUCUGGGUCUUAGUGUUGUCUUGGCCACUGUCAUCGCCUUCAUCCUCUACAGGCAGAACCGGCGCGUUCGUUUCGAUCAGAAGAAAUGGUCUCACAUCAGCUCGUCUCUCAUCACACCGCUGGACGAUAAAGAGAGAAACUACAUCAGUCUGACGAUCGAUGAAGAUAAGAAAGGCGACAACAGCUCCCUGAUACGCAAAGGCCGAUAUGAUAAAAAGCCAGUAAUCCUGAAGGAGUUGAGAAACACUGAUGGAAACUUCACAGAUGAUCAGCGCAUCGAGCUCAACGCGCUGCUGCGGAUCGAUUAUUAUAAUCUGACCAAGUUUUACGGGACAGUGAGGUUCGACUGCGGUGUAUUCGGGGUGUUCGAGUUCUGCGAGAGAGGAUCGCUGAGGUAUGUGCUGGAUGAUAAGAUCUCUUAUCCUGAUGCCAGUUUUAUGGAUCUAGAGUUCAGGAUUUCCGUCAUGUAUGACAUCGCCAAGGGCAUGUCGUACCUGCACUCCAGUAACGUGGGUGUUCACGGCCGCCUCAAAUCCACCAACUGUGUGGUGGACAACCGUAUGGUGGUGAAGAUCACCGACUUCGGCUGCAACACCAUCCUGUCGCCGGGCAAAGACCUGUGGACGGCACCGGAGCACAUGCGUGUCGAAGGUAUUUCCCAGAAGGGCGACGUCUACAGUUUCGCCAUCAUCUCACAGGAGAUCAUCCUGAGGAAGAGUCCGUUUCACACCAGCUGCUGCUCCGACAUGGCAGAGAAACUCUACCUUGUUCAGUAUCCACGGGGGCCGAACGUCUUCAGGCCUGAUCUGAGUUUUGAGGGUGUUGGAGAGACCGAAGCAGAGCUGUUUGUGCUGAUCAAGAGCUGCUGGGAGGAGGAUCCAGAGAAGCGGCCAGACUUCAAGAGGAUUGAAGGAGCUCUGGGGAAGAUCUUUAGUAACCUCCACAACCAGGCUAAUGCCAGCUACAUGGAUAACCUGAUCCGCCGACUGCAGAUGUACUCCAGAAACCUGGAGCACCUGGUGGAGGAGAGAACCGCUCUGUACAAGGCGGAGCGAGACCGAGCCGACCAGCUCAACUUCAUGCUGCUGCCGGGGCCGGUGGUGCGCUCUCUGAAAGAGACGGGUCGGGUGGAGCCAGAGUUGUACGACGAGGUCACCAUCUACUUCAGUGAUAUCGUGGGCUUCACCACCAUCUGCCACCACAGCACACCCAUGGAGGUGGUGGACAUGCUCAAUGACAUCUACAAGAACUUCGACAGCAUCCUCGACCACCACGACGUCUACAAGGUGGAGACCAUUGGUGAUGCGUAUAUGGUGGCGUCCGGUCUGCCGAGGUGCAACGGGAACAGACAUGCGGUGGACAUCUGUCUGAUGGCUUUGGACAUCCUGGAGUUCAUGGGGACGUUUCAGCUCAGACAUUUGCCAGGAAUCCCACUGUGGAUCCGAAUCGGGAUCCAUUCAGGUCCGUGUGCCGCUGGAGUAGUGGGUAAUAAGAUGCCGCGGUACUGUCUGUUUGGAGAUACGGUCAACACGGCGUCACGAAUGGAGUCUACAGGCCUGCCUCUGAGGAUUCACGUGAGCGAGUCCACCAUCAAGAUCCUGCAGAGAACAGACUGCGAGUUCGAGUGUGAGCGCAGAGGAGAAACUUUCCUCAAGGGUAAAGGGAAGGAAAUGACUUACUGGUUGACUGGAGUCACGGGGCAGAAAUACAGCCUGCCGACACCACCAACAGUAGAGAACUUCCAGCGUCUGCAGCAGGAUCUGGCCGAGCGGAUCGUCUCCACACUGAACAAACGAGGGAACGAGCGGCGGAAAACACUCUCCACACGCCAGCGCAGAACACACACACACAUACACACACACAGCGGUGACGGACAGCCAGAGUACCUGCACCUGACGGACCCUACCACAUUUCUGUAAAACACACACACACACACACACACACACACCACCACCACCAAAUACCUGUAGAACACACACAGACACACACAGACACACACACACACACGGCCCGUAUGUAUCUGUAUCAGUAUUCCCCCUCCUCUGUAUCUGCUCUGAUGUGUGUGUGUGAUGUGUGUAUCGUCUCUGCAUCUGUUUAUUGAGCUGAAUGAUGUACAGGACUGCAGUACAGUAUGACUUCAUCUGAACAGACGAGAGCAGCUGCUGUAUUUACACCUUUAUUAAUCAAACCUGCUUAUUUAUACACCAAUAAAGUGAUCAUACAAAUGA
Danio rerio (zebrafish) is the source of this 3523-nucleotide messenger RNA. NCBI's taxonomy places the organism in Eukaryota, Metazoa, Chordata, Actinopteri, Cypriniformes, Danionidae. The record is from RefSeq and is a predicted model, not a curated record.